This is a messenger RNA of Hibiscus syriacus, 1352 nucleotides long. Its product is annotated as WD repeat-containing protein RUP2-like. The coding region runs from base 60 to 1169 and encodes 369 amino acids. Lineage: Eukaryota; Viridiplantae; Streptophyta; Magnoliopsida; Malvales; Malvaceae. The record is from RefSeq and is a predicted model, not a curated record. The transcript has a single exon. Gene Ontology annotation, biological process: response to UV-B. Gene Ontology annotation, molecular function: protein binding.
CGUUGGUUUCAUGGUUCAAAAUCCUCUCAUAUUAUGCCUCCCUUUCCAUUGAAUGGACCAUGAACAACAACUUUUCCGCCGGAUUCCCUCCCCCCGCCGUCCCCGGCCAGGAAGAACUAUCAACCGCUCGUAGUGACUGGGAUUUUUCUCUUUCCACCGUCAUCUCAUCCACCGCCAACGCCACCGUCUCCGACACUUUAGGCGUCAUCGAAUUCGACCCUUCUAAUACCAUCUUAGCAACCGGCGGAAUUGCGAGAAAGAUUAGGAUUUACACUUUGAAUCCUUUGUUGCCACAGGAGGAGACGCAAAGCAUUGCCUUUCUGGACCAUGUUAACGCGUGUGAUUAUUACAUCUGUACCCCGGCUAAGCUCAGUAGUCUUAGAUGGAAAACCGGUUCCGGUGGCCGCGUCUUGGGAUCCGGAGAUUACGACGGCGUCGUCACGGAAUAUGAUCUAGAGAGGAAGCUUUCGAUCUUCGAACGCGACGAGCACAGCGGGAGGCGGGUUUGGAGUGUGGACUACUCCCAUUCGCACCCGUUCCUCGGAGCAUCCGGCUCGGACGACGGAACCAUACAAAUCUGGGACACACGUUGCAGCGAAGGAGGACAAUGUGUGGCGAAGGUACAGCCCACGGCGGCACGGAGUUCAGUCUGUUGCGUCGAAUUUGACCCAUUCGGAGAUGCAUUGGUAGCCGUCGGAUGCGCCGACAUGAAGGCCUACGCCUACGACGUGCGGAGAAUACCGGAGCCCGUAUACACGUUCGACGGACAUACCAAAACGGUGACGUACGUCAGAUUCCUCGAUGCCGGAACAAUGGUUACGGCGAGCACAGACGGGUGCUUGAAACUAUGGAACGUGGAUGAUUCACGGUUGAUUAGAACAUACAAAGGGCACGUAAACAGUCGAAGCUUUGUGGGGCUAUCAGUUUGGAGGCAUGGAGGGUUGCUCGGGUGCGGAUCAGAAGAUAACCAAGUUUUUGUCUAUGACAAGCGAUGGGGUGAGCCCAUUUGGGUGCAUGGUUUCGAGCCAAUGGGCAGAGAUAGGUUCGACCAUGGGUUCGUCAGCAGUGUGUGCUGGAGACAAGUCAAUGAGGACCAGUGCACACUUGUGGCUGGAGGUUCCGAUGGGGUUUUACAGGUAUUUUUCGGAAAGAAAAAAUCAGAUACAUAAUUAUGAGUAUUUUGCAUUGUUGUAUUUCCGAUACCUUAAAUUCUCGACUGAAACAAUUUGAUACUACCACUUUAGCAAUGUUGUGUUAACCGACAUUUUUAGUGCUUUAGUUUAGGGUUUUAGAGUAGAUGCAAUUAUUGUUGUUAAUAUUAAAUAAGCAGCCCAAAAGGGUAUUGAGGACAA